This is a messenger RNA of Oncorhynchus kisutch (coho salmon), 660 nucleotides long. RefSeq names its product VPS10 domain-containing receptor SorCS2-like. Lineage: Eukaryota; Metazoa; Chordata; Actinopteri; Salmoniformes; Salmonidae. The record is from RefSeq and is a predicted model, not a curated record. The transcript has 3 exons. Gene Ontology annotation, cellular component: membrane. The coding region runs from base 91 to 660 and encodes 189 amino acids.
UCCCUCCGAGCCUCCCUCCCUCUCUCUCCGCUUACAGUAGUGCUAUCUAUCUUCCACUCGAAUCGCAGUCUCUCUGUCAGUAUCCACGAUAUGAGCGCUAUAAUGGCGCGAAACAUGGUACCUCGGCGUCCGAAAGGAACAGUUUCAGCGCACCUGUGCCGGGCUGUGUUUAUCGCCUCGGCUUGGAUGUCACUGAUGGGACCCGUGCGAUGUGACAGCCGGAGCGACGCGCAUCGUAUGCUUGACAGCGGUGGCGGUAUAGGCAUAGACAGGAGAGACGGAAUGUUCGGACAGGACUUGGGUGAUAAUGAUAUGGACAUGGAAUCCCGGCGCUUCAGGAGAGCUCUAUCCCAAGAGAAAGUGUCCCUGCUCAGCAGCUCGUUCGUGCUCAAAGGGGAUGCCACUCACAACCAGGCGAUGGUUCACUGGACGGGGGAGAACAGCAGCGUCAUUCUCAUCCUGACCAAGUAUUACCAUGUCGACUCCAGCAAGGUCCUGGAGAGCUCCCUCUGGAGAUCCAGUGACUAUGGCACCACCUACACAAAGCUCAACCUGAUGCCUGGUACAACCAUCGUGGUCUCUAACUUCUAUAUCUGCCCCACCAACAAGAAAAAGGUAGGAGGUGGUAUAACACUCAGGUGCUUUGGGAAAGCUUGGUGA